UGAAGCGCUGCACGCUGAUAACAUUGCAAGUGACAGCUGCAACUGGUAUUCCCGGUCCCGGUCUUCAAAUCAAGGCAGUUGAACUUGGAAUUGGAAUGCUCCAACUUAAGUCUAAAAAAAAUGGCUGCCUUUUUUAAACGGUUAAUCGCUGCCCAGGUUGCAAAGACAACUGGUUUCACCGAAGAAAGCAUUUUGCCUCUGGUGUCUCCGCUUCCUACCUCCAAGAAGAGAGUAGUUACAGAGUAUGGUUUGACUGUGAAACCACUUUUCCAGGAAGAUGAUGCACCAGACGGCUGGCAGUACAGGAAAAGCUUGCAAGAGUUUGCAGAAAAAAUAGCAUCUAAGAUGACCUGCCCGGCUCACGUCCACCACGUCCGUGUUGGGAGCAGUGGGAUGGUUAAGUUUGAAGUGAAUCCAUCUGUGAUGACUCAGAAGGUCUUGGAGCAGGUUCAGACGGAAGCUGACCGGUAUGGGUUGGCUGCAGAACCAUGGACGGACAGGCAAAGACAGAGGGUGAUAGUUGAAUUCAGUUCGCCGAAUAUUGCUAAACCAUUCCACGCUGGUCACCUGAGGUCCACUCUUAUCGGUAACUGCAUUGCUAACCUACACAAUGCCAUGGGCAACGAUGUCAUCAGGAUGAACUAUAUGGGUGAUUGGGGAGUGCAGUUUGGGUUGUUGGGUGUCGGUUUCCAACGAUUUGGAAGCGAGGAGGAACUGGCCAAGAAUCCCAUACAGCAUCUGUUUGACGUGUACGUGCGAGUCAAUGAACAGGCCAAGUCUGACCCUAGCAUUGACCAAGAAGCCCAGGGAUUCAACCGGUCCAUGGAAAAAGGAGAUUCUGGCCUGCUGGACCUGUGGAAGCGAUUCAGAGAUUUAAGCACAGUGGAAUAUUCAGCAAUGUAUCGGAGGUUAGGUGUAACCUUUGAUGAGUAUGCUUGGGAGUCUCAGUAUGGAGAAAAGGCACAUAGCCUCCUAGGGGUCCUCAAAGACAAAGGCCUUCUGCAGCAAUCCGAGGAGGGAACUAGCAUCGUUGACCUCAGUGACCUGAACAUACCCCAGUUUAAGUAUGCCACAGUGAAGAAGAGUGACGGGACCACCCUCUAUUUGACCAGAGACAUUGCAGCUGCCAUUGACCGAUACGAGGCAUAUAGCUUUGAUGGGAUAUACUAUGUCGUGGACAAGAGCCAGGAGGGACAUUUCAGUCAGAUGAAAGGGAUACUGGAGAAGAUGAACCUUGGAGUAGCCAAACGAUGCCAUCACAUCAUGUUUGGGCGUGUGCUUGGAAUGCAGACGAGGACAGGCAACGUUGUUCUGCUGAGAGAUAUCUUAGAUGAAGCCAAGAAUCGAAUGCUGCACAACAUGCAGGAGACAUCAUCGAGCAAGCAGUUGGAUAAUCCCGAGGGGGUGGCGGAGCAGCUCGGAGUGUCCGCAAUGAUUGUCCAGGACCUCAAGGGCAAACUGAUAAACCACUACCACUUUGACUGGAAUCGCAUCCUGACCAGCCAAGGAGAUACGGGGGUCUUCUUGCAGUACACACACGCAAGACUUCAUAGUCUUGAGCAGCUCUCUGGUGUACCCUUGGAUCCAGCCUGUGAUAGCUCAAUUCUGACCGAGCCUGAGGCCACUCUUCUUGCGCAUCAUUUAAGCCUCUUCAGAACUGCCAUCAGCAGAGCGCACUCUGCAAUGGAGCCCAGCCAUCUCACUGUCUACCUACUCCAACUGUGCCAUUUUGCAUCCUCUGCCAUAAAAGUUCUGAGAGUUAAAGACACCGCAAAAAACCAAGCUGAGGCACGGUUGCUACUGUUUAAUUGUGCCAGGCAGGCCCUGGCGAAUGGAAUGAAGAUUCUCGGAAUAGCACCUGUCAACAAAAUGUGAUUUGCUUGCCACAUCAAGAUGUACCAUGUAGCAGGUGAAGGUGUUAUCUUAGGAAUUCACCCGACUCUUUCGAUGAAAAGAUGCCUCAUAUUCCCAUGCCAGAAUUUCUUAAGUGGGAAGAUUGCCAAAAUAGGUUGCAAUGUGCAGUGCUUUUAACCUGUCAAUGUUGCAAUCAAGGUUAAACUUCGAUUUGCACAUUUUUUGUAUGCAACUUGCCCGAUACAAGACCAUCCGGGACCACUCUGUGUCAAGGUUACAGAAGAAAGAAAUAGAAAAGAGAGGUAGAUGAGGAAAAAAGAACGCAUAUCGUGUUCAGUGUGAAAGCUGCUUAUUCACACUGAUAUUUUGUAGGCAUCGAGAAAACAGGACGAAGAGGAAGAAACAUUUAGCAAUAGUUUCAAGGUGCAAUUUUCUACUGUAGUCUAGAGAUGGGAGUGUACAACAUUUGGAGGAAUGCCAGUAACCUCAGAUUGCAUUGAGUUGUAUGUUUGAAAACCUUUUGCCUUUUAUAACUACUAGUAUAAGCAUUUACCCAUGAUGCAAUGGCUUAGACUGAAAAGCAUUUGUUAUAAACGAAAAGUAUUUGCUUUUUACUUUUUCAGUUUUUGGUCUACACCAUUAUUAGUAUUUACUUUGUAGGAAUAAAAUGACAAAGGACAAGGUGUUUAAAUUGUCAAGUGUUUGUAUGCUAUUUGUUGAGAUUGGGUCGUGGCAACCUUUGAAAGGGAUCGCUAAGCAAAUAUUGAAAUGUUGAAAAUGCCAGCAUUUAUGAGUGGAGUUUAGAAUUAUCACAGGGUAUAUGCCCUCCGGAAGGAGGUUUCCAAGCAGAAUCCAAAUACAUGAAAACUUCCAUUUCGUCUCUAACACGUCAUGAUAUUUUACAGAUUUUGCAAAAAUACUUUGCUUGUUUGCUGCAGCGGCAGGCUAACUUCUGUCAUCAAAGAGGUUUCAGCAUCAGAAUUACUCUUAAAGCCUGCCGAACACGAGAGCUGUCUACUGAGCCGAAAACACCAUGCUUGCUUACGUUACCGCG
Messenger RNA from Acanthaster planci (crown-of-thorns starfish), 2908 nucleotides. It is a transcript of the gene rars2, whose product is annotated as arginyl-tRNA synthetase 2, mitochondrial. Gene Ontology annotation, cellular component: mitochondrion; cytoplasm. Gene Ontology annotation, biological process: arginyl-tRNA aminoacylation; mitochondrial translation. The record is from RefSeq and is a predicted model, not a curated record. NCBI's taxonomy places the organism in Eukaryota, Metazoa, Echinodermata, Asteroidea, Valvatida, Acanthasteridae. Gene Ontology annotation, molecular function: arginine-tRNA ligase activity; ATP binding.